Messenger RNA from Aureobasidium pullulans EXF-150, 1509 nucleotides. RefSeq names its product serine/threonine protein kinase-like protein. The record is from RefSeq and is a predicted model, not a curated record. Gene Ontology annotation, molecular function: protein serine/threonine kinase activity; ATP binding. The coding region runs from base 1 to 1509 and encodes 502 amino acids. NCBI's taxonomy places the organism in Eukaryota, Fungi, Ascomycota, Dothideomycetes, Dothideales, Saccotheciaceae. Gene Ontology annotation, biological process: protein phosphorylation. The transcript has a single exon.
AUGGCUCCUGCUGCUCCUGCCCAGAAUGUUAUCCGAGGUUUCGAGACACCCAUCACGUCCGGCGGAGAAGAGUCGGACGCCUCGACAUGCCCCUCACCACUCAUGACUCCUCGUAUGCGCGGCUUGAACGGGGCAGCCAACAGCCCAAGGCUCAGCGCCUCGAACGGCUCAGGCAUCAGCGCUCUCAAGACGCAGCUCGACGCUCUGACUCUUGGCCGUGCAUCUCCUGCUCCCUCCAUGACACGCGAGAACAGCAACGCCUCGAACUUCGAUAGUACCCCUACCAUGUCCUCGGCCGCUAGCGACGUCGAUGCAAAAGAGUUGGAAACAUACCAGAUCGAUCUCGAGCAUGACUUCAUUAGCGCAGAUGCUUGUGCUAAGCCCCAGGCUACAUUUCCUGUUGAAGGCGGCCUCCGUACUGAGUCUGUCUUGCGCAAGAUGACAGCCGAGGACUUUGAGCCGCUCAAGUGUUUGGGCAAGGGAGCCUUUGGCACAGUCCACCUGGUGAAGCAACGUGCUUCUGGACGCCUAUUUGCUCAGAAGCAGUUCCGCAAAGCCUCUUUGACUGUUCAUAAGCGCCUCAUCGAACAGACUCGCACCGAACGCAGCAUUCUCGAGAGUGUCAACCGCCACCCUUUUGUUGUUAAACUCUUCUACGCUUUCCAAGACCACGAGAGACUUUACCUGAUCCUGGAGUAUGCCCAAGGUGGUGAGCUUUUCACUCAUUUGGCCAUGGAGCGAAUGUUCACCGAGGAAGUUGCUUCUUUCUACAUGGCUGAAAUGGUUCUCGCUCUUGAGCACUUGCAUCGCAAUGUUCGUGUCGUCUAUCGCGACCUGAAGCCUGAGAACUGUUUGCUCGACUCGGACGGCCAUCUGCUUCUCACUGACUUCGGUCUGUCCAAGGUCGCGCUCGAAGACGACUCGUGCAGCUCUUUCCUUGGCACUGUCGAAUACAUGGCUCCUGAAGUCGUCCAGGCCACUGCCUAUGGCUUUGCUGUCGACUGGUGGUCUCUCGGUGCAAUCGGAUUCGACUUGCUCACAGGCUCACCUCCUUUCGGCUGCAACAACAACGCUAAGAUCCAGCAGAACAUUCUCAAGCAGAAACUGCAACUGCCUUACUUCCUUGGCCCGGACUCGAAGGACCUGCUCACUCGUCUCUUACGCAAAGAGCCCAACAAGCGUCUUGGGGCCAACAUGCCAAAGGAUCUCGACAUCAUCAAGAAGCACCGCUUCUUCCGAAAGAUCGAUUGGAAGAAGCUUGCAAAACGCGAAUUGGAGCCUCCGAUUCGCCCUCUCAUCACCGAUCCAGAGUUGGCUGAGAACUUCGCCAAGGAGUUCACCGAUCUACCGAUGUCCCCAGCGGAUGAUAGGGAAUCCACUAUCAUGCAGGACUCUACUAUGAUCGACAUCGGGUCUGGUACAAAGGAGCUUGAGUUUGGGUCCAAUCCUUUUGGCGGAUUCAGCUUCGUCGCAAGCCAGAGUCUGCUUGACAAGGUUGACUUCAUGUGA